This is a messenger RNA of Parnassius apollo (apollo), 639 nucleotides long. The record is from the annotation of a GenBank genome assembly. NCBI's taxonomy places the organism in Eukaryota, Metazoa, Arthropoda, Insecta, Lepidoptera, Papilionidae.
AUGCGGCUCACUAACUCCGCCGAAAUAAUUCUAUGCAUUAUUAACAGAAUGGCGUCUCGGAGGGCACAUAAAAUACUAGAAUUAGUAUCAUCGAGUUCUUCGUUAUCUUUGCAAAGUCAUGAAGUUAAACCAGUAGCUGAAACUCAUAACGCUACUGUAGAAGACCUAAACAAUAUACCAAGUGAGAACAUAGAAAAUCUCCCACCAAAUAAAAAUCUUACCGAUCUACGAUCUACUGAUGGACAGGUACAAUCUGACGAUCAUAAAAAGUUGGAAAUAUCGUUAGUUAGCAGCUGCGAUGAAAUAUUAUCAGAAAAUGCAGACGAUCAUCUGCAUUUUAGCCAAAAAAUUGAUUCCCGGUUGAUUAGUUCUAGAAACAUAGAAAAUAAAUCUUUUGACACUGAUGAAAAGAGAUUGCCAACAAGCCUUGUGCCAGACUAUGACAGCGAUGAUUACAAUAACUUGGAAUGCAUUGGAGUUCUACAAGACAUAACAAAAAAACACAACCGCAAUCAUCCUCGAGUUCAACAAGUACAAGUUCAUCAUCAUCUAGUUCUUCUUCUUCUGGAACUUCCUCAGAUUCAGAUGAUUCUUCAUCUUCGAAAACAGAAGAAGAACCUGAAAACCGCAAAACAGUAG